AUAAAGGUAAUGCAGAACUGUAGAUUAAGAUGCCUUAUGGAGAAAUUGAAGCUAAUAGGAAGGAAUUAACAAGUGAACCAUGCUAUAAAAAAUUGAAGUUCAGUGAAGAAGGUUCUGUUUUUCCUGGUCAUGGUAGUGCUAAUUUUCACAGAAUCCAAGAGAAAACUGGAAAACCGGAUUUGGCCCCUGUGACCAUAACUGAUGUCAGAAGGCGUAGUUAUUCUCAAGUGGACAAAACUAAAACUAAAGAUUUGCUGAGGCCUGGUAAUAGAUUAAAUGUUACUGAAUCUAUUCAUUCACAAGUUUCAAAGGAUGGAAGGCCUCCUUUAGUAUCUAGAGAUGAUGAGAUAUAUAGCACAAGCAAAGCAUUUAUAGGACCCAUUUACAAACCUCCUGAGGAAAAAAAAUGUAAUGAAAAGAGGGAUCAAGAAGGCACUACCAAUAGCAAAAGAAAACGAGAACAAAAACAGUUUAACUUAAGAAAAUCAGAGAUUGAUAGUGAAUUAUCCCAAUUUUACAAAGAGAUUGAAGAGCUUGAAAAUGAAAAAGAUGAUUCUGAAGGUGAUUGUAAAGAACUUGGACCCUCUGAGCACCAUAAUAAUGAUCUCUUAAAAUCUGAUGAAGAAAAAAGAGGUAUCAGUAAUGAAUUUCAACCACAUUGUACUUACCAGCAGUGUGUGGAGAAUGAACCUGAAAGACAUCCUUCUAAUGGACAAGUAAUACCUUCAGUUUGUGAUGUUUCAUUUCCUCCCUUUAGACCUGAAUGGCCACCGGUAUCUCCUUUUUUAGUAACCCGUGGUCCUCCUCUUCCUAGUUUUAACUAUUUAAAUAUUCAGAGACUCAGUGCUCCACCAAACCUGCUGUCAAAUAUCUACUAUGCCCGAGAUGGCUCUCAGAUGCGAAAUGGGUAUUAUGAAAACAGCUGUCAUGUUAAUUGGAACCAUUUGACGUUUGACCGGAACAAAGAAUAUAUAGACUAUGUUGAAAAUACCUCUUGUAGAAAUGACUAUGAUGUGCAAGAUGGAUAUGGUGGUUUCUGUGAAACCAGUGGGGGAGGACACUGGAAAGAUACUUCUAUUGACGAGCAUAAUAGAACAGACAGGUUUCUAAACCAGUUUCAAGAGGAAAAGUUGAAUAAAUUGCAAAAGUUGCUCAUACUUUUAAGAGGCUUGCCUGGUUCUGGGAAAACAACUUUGUCUCGAAUUCUGCUUGGUCAGAGUCGUGAUGGCAUUGUGUUCAGCACUGAUGACUAUUUUCACCAUCAAGAUGGGUACAGGUAUAAUGUUAAUCAACUUGGUGAUGCCCAUGACUGGAACCAGAACAGAGCAAAACAAGCCAUCAAUCAGGGGAGAUCGCCAGUUAUAAUAGACAACACUAAUACACAAGCUUGGGAAAUGAAACCGUAUGUGGAAAUGGCCAUAGGAAAAGGAUACAGAGUCGAGUUUCAUGAACCUGAAACUUGGUGGAAAUUUGAUCCUGAGGAGUUAGAAAAGAGGAAUAAACAUGGUGUGUCUCGAGAGAAGAUUGCUCAGAUGUUGAAUCAUUAUGAAUAUGAAAUGUCCAUCUCCAUUGUAAUGAAUUCAGUGGAGCCACCACACAAAAGCACACAAAGACCUUCUCCUUCACAGGAGAGACAGAGGAAUCACUACUGUCUGGCCUUGGAAGACCUCUGUGUGGUGCCAAGGAUUGAACUAAGGUCAGCCACAUGCAAGUAAAGCACCCUGUCUACUAUCACUCUGAACCUCAUUUGAUUUGUGUAAUUAUAAAUUAUUUAUUAAGUUUAU
Messenger RNA from Suncus etruscus (white-toothed pygmy shrew), 1784 nucleotides. RefSeq names its product NEDD4 binding protein 2 like 2 (gene N4BP2L2). Bases 30 to 1715 code for a protein of 561 amino acids. Gene Ontology annotation, biological process: negative regulation of transcription by RNA polymerase II. NCBI's taxonomy places the organism in Eukaryota, Metazoa, Chordata, Mammalia, Eulipotyphla, Soricidae. The transcript has 7 exons. Gene Ontology annotation, molecular function: transcription corepressor activity. Gene Ontology annotation, cellular component: nucleus. The record is from RefSeq and is a predicted model, not a curated record.